Messenger RNA from Psylliodes chrysocephalus, 3914 nucleotides. NCBI's taxonomy places the organism in Eukaryota, Metazoa, Arthropoda, Insecta, Coleoptera, Chrysomelidae. The record is from the annotation of a GenBank genome assembly.
UGAAAGAAGAAACAAAAUUCCAGUAAAAGUGACUUCUGUGUUAAUUAAUCAAUAAUAUUUCUAGUUGGAAUAAUGUUUAUAUUUUUUAUAUAGUUAUAGAUGUAGUUUUGCAACCCGUUUCCUUGGGACAAGUAAGAUACUUUGAUUAGAGAAGUUACUACAUACUACAUGCAAUGAAAAUAAUGAUUCUCUAUCAUUAUGAAAUAUUCUGUCGAGUUAUUUCUAAGCCUUUAACAAUCAAAUAAAAUAAUAUUGAAUAACAAAAAUUUGAAGAUAACCAUAACAAAAAAUUUAGUGGUUCCCAAGUUUACCUUCUUAUCUCAAUUAAGUCGAAUACAAUGUUUAUUAUUAUCAUAUGUUCAUUUAUAAUCAAACUUAUGUGAUAUAAGGUAGUUUAAAAAAUACUCCGUGACUCAGUGAUAAAAGUUAAAAAUAUGGAAGAUUUUGUUAUGUAUGAACCUGUGUAUACAGAAGAACAGGAGAGAAAUAUUGCAAAAGAAUUUAGAAGAGCUGAAAAAACAUGCUAUUUGGAUCAUGCAGGUGCAACGCUGUAUUCGGAAAAACAAAUGCAGCUGAUUUUGUCGGAUUUAUCCGAUAAUAUCUACGCUAAUCCGCAUUCGCUACAUAUAUCUAGCAAACUAACUGAGGAUCACAUAGAUAUAAUCAGAUUCAGAAUUUUACAGCACUUUAAUACAACAAAUGAGGAAUAUUCCAUAAUUUUUACAUCUGGUGCUACGGAUUCUCUUAAAACUAUAGCAGAAACUUUCGACUACGGGCAACCUAGUGAAGGCACCUUCGUAUACCUGCAAAACAAUCACACUUCAGUCCUCGGCAUGAGAAACUACUCCAAAAACUCACAAGAACUUAAAACCGAAGACGCGUUCCGAAUAUUAUCGAUUAAUUACGAUGAUGAAAUGUAUGAACGCAACGUAUGUAAUAACUUGUUCGCUUAUCCUGCCCAAUGUAACUUUUCUGGCACGAAAUACCCAUUGGAUUGGAUAAAGAAAGUAAAAGAAGGCGCCCUUAACGGCGUUGUAAAUACUAAAACAGGAAACUGGUAUGUUUUAUUAGAUGCUGCUUGUUUUCUGUCACAUGAAAUAUUAGAUCUGUCUGAACACAAACCCGAUUUUGUGUCGGUGUCGUUCUAUAAAAUAUUCGGAUACCCCACGGGAUUGGGGGCAUUAUUGGUAAGGAAAAGUAGCGAGCAGGUAUUGAAAAAGAAAUAUUUUGGAGGAGGGACCGUGUUUAUGGCGAUAAGCGCUCAAAAUUUGACUGUGCCCAGAAAAAUACUAAGUGAUAGGUUCGAAGAUGGAACAUUACCGUUUCUCAAUAUUUUAUCCCUGAAACAUGGUUUCGACACCAUAAAAAGGCUAAAUUUAACAUUCGAUAAAAUAUCAAAGCACGCUUUUUGUUUGACCCAAUAUGUGUACAGAAACCUUUUAACAUUACAUCAUUCUAAUGGACGGCCAGUGGUUAUAUUGUAUCACGAUACAAUGUUCGAAAAUUGUAAACAUCAAGGCCAUAUAAUUAAUUUUAGUUUAUUGCGAGAAAAUGGAGAACAUGUUGGAUAUUCUGAGGUUUUACAUCUAGCAAAUUUGCACGGGAUCCAUUUAAGAACAGGUUGUCACUGUAAUCCAGGGGGUUGUCAAAGAUUUUUAAAUUUACAAACAAGUGACAUCAUCAAACACUUUAACAGUGGACAUGUUUGCGGUGACCAAAGAGACCUAAUAGAUGGACAACCAACUGGUACCGUAAGAAUAUCUUUCGGCUACAUGUCGAGAAAACAGGAUGCCGAUCAAUUUUUGAAACUAAUUGAAGAUUGUUUCGUUUCAAAGCCAAUUUUGAGAAAGAAACCCGAUAAUUUCGAAAAAAUACAACAAAAUUAUGAAAAAUUGUUUUAUUCUAAAUACGAUCAAAAUAUAACCAACGAGAUAGAUAAUCAUGAAAUACCUGCAAAAACAACUCCCAAAGUUAUCAACCAAAAUAUCUCCAAAGCAAAAGACGCCAUAGCUACCUUAGAACAAAUUAUAUUAUAUCCUGUAAAAUCCUGUGGAGCCUUUUCCAUCCGAAAUAGUUGGACUGCGACAACGAAAGGUUUGAAAUUUGAUAGAGAAUGGAUGAUAGUAAAUGCAGCAGGAGUAUGUCUUACCCAAAAACAAAACAAGAAGAUGUGUCUGAUCAGGCCAGUUAUAAAUUUGAAAAAAAAUACUUUGACUUUGCAUUUUAAAGAAAAUUCUAGUAUUGAAAUCAACAUCGACGAUGCAAAAACCGGAAAAGAAACGUACCUCUGCCAGAGCAAAGUUUGUGGAGACCGAGUGAUAGGCUGGGAUUGUGGAGAUGAAGUUUCCGAUUGGCUGUCAGAAAAUUUGGAAGCCUCAGGUCUAAGGUUGCUACGACAAUUUGAGCCUGAAGAAAAAGAUUUACGUCAGCAGCUAUCCUUUGCAAAUCAAGCUCAGUAUUUAUUAAUAAAUUCAACUAGCGUUGAAUGGUUAAGAAAUCAAGUUCCAGACGGGGAAUUACAGGAAGAUCUAGGUUCUACGAUAAACAGAUUUAGACCAAAUCUAGUUGUAAAAUAUUCUAAACCGUUUGAAGAAAAUCGAACUGAUAGCAUUCUUAUUGACAGUGUAUCAUUCAAGUUUUUUGGAAACUGUACACGUUGUCAAAUGAUUUGCAUCGAUCAAACCACCGGUGGUAUUUCAAAGGAACCUCUGAUGACGCUAUCAAGGGCGUUUAAAGGCAAAAUUAAUUUCGGAAUCUAUCUUAAUCAAGAAAGUUCGAAUAAUGGGGGUAAUAUUCAAAUUGGAAGUGAUGUUAAAAUAGAAGAAAGUAGUGAAACUUAAAUUUAAUUUUUAUAUUAUUAUUUUAGUAUUAUAUUUUCUAAAAUAGUAUCCCGAGUGCUGUCAGUAGGUAUAUAAAAGUCCGAAUAUACGUGAAAUUCCUCGAAAUAAUGUUCAGGAAAUUUUAAGUAUAUUCCAAAUAGUAGAUAAUGAAACCUCAAGUCUACUGACUGCAAACAUGGUAAUCUUAAAAAGUAUACAGUUGAUUCUAAGAUGCUGCCAAAACAAUACAGUUUUUGAUAGAGAGCGCUACUAACAUACCCUACUUAUAUGUUAACUUGACUUUUUUGUCUAAGAAAUAAUAUCGCAUUUUGUCUGUACUCGUAAUCAGUCUUAAGCAAAAAAGUUUUGUUUUCGCUUUUUGAGAAAAAAACAAUUAACCAUAUAGUAUUGCAAUAUACUUUUUAUUUAAAAAAUACUUAAACAUAGAAUAAACUCACGCCUCAACUCUAGAUAUCCCAAAUGCACCCGUUCAUUAUUUUUAUAGUUAAAUAAUUAUUCAAUUUUUUUUAUUUAGUGAUUUUGUUAAACUAGAAACCUUUAAAAUAGGACAUAAAAUCAAAAUAUGUUUGGUUUGUUUUUUUUUCGAGCGAAAAAAGGACAGAGUACCUACUUGUUUCAUUUAGAAAUGAAUUGUGAUUCAAAAUAUUGAAGAAAUACGUUAAUCUUACACUGAGAAACGUUAGAUUAAGAAAACCAAUUGGAUAAGUAAGUGCGCUGAUCAGUUUCCAAAAAUGAAAAAUUUUUUGCUACAAUUUAGACCUUCAUCCGAUGAUGCAUAUAAAAUCGACACAUUGAUUUAAUGCCUUUCGAGCAUGGAGUUACUUUCGACAAAAUAAAAAAACAAUAGUUUUCUCGAACUUGAAUGAAGCAAAACAAAAAAUAGGUAUAUAUGUAUUCUUAAAGAAGUAUCCGCUAUCAUUUUGGGAGCGUCCUUUAGAAUCAUGCUCUAUGACAAAUAAAAUUAAAAUAAAUUAAAUUAUUAAAUUACUUAUAUUUUGAUUAAGUAAAAAUUUUAAUCUGUCAUUUAUUGUUAAUAUCAAAAACCUAUUGUAUUAUAAUAUAAAAACUUUUGAA